Nomia melanderi (Alkali bee) is the source of this 1215-nucleotide messenger RNA. RefSeq names its product odorant receptor 26 (gene Or26). Gene Ontology annotation, molecular function: olfactory receptor activity; odorant binding. Gene Ontology annotation, biological process: detection of chemical stimulus involved in sensory perception of smell; sensory perception of smell. The record is from RefSeq and is a predicted model, not a curated record. NCBI's taxonomy places the organism in Eukaryota, Metazoa, Arthropoda, Insecta, Hymenoptera, Halictidae. Gene Ontology annotation, cellular component: plasma membrane.
AUGGCGAACGUGCGUCGCGAGGAGUCGGUUAGCAACGUCCAUCACGCUAAGGACUACAACUAUACGGUGGAGGUGAACCGUUGGUUCCUGAAGCCAAUUGGAGUCUGGCCGAAUGGGGACGAGGCAACUAGAAUCGAGAGAUCGUUCUCUAAGCUGUUGAAUGUCACGUGCCACUUGCUGAUCACUUUCACCUUCGGUCCGUGCUUAUUGUACAUCAUGUUCGAAGACGUCAGUUUGUACGCCAAGAUGCAGGCGAUAGGUCCCAUGAGUCACUGGCUGAUGGGCGAGCUGAAUUACUGCAGCCUGUCCAUGAAGACCACCGAGAUCCUCCAAUGCAUGAGUUACGUCAAGAUGGACUGGAAGACGGUCACGCGAUCGAAGGACCGGCAGCUGAUGCUGAAGAACGCGAGAGUCGGCCGCAUGAUCGCCCUUGUCGCCGCACUGUGCAUGAACGUAGGCAUCGUCUCCUACAACCUCGUCACGGGCUUCCAGAAAACCGUGUUCAUCGAAGGGAACCAGACCUACCAAAUGCUCCGGCUGCCCUGUCCGUUCUAUACCAAGCUGAUCGACGUCAGGCACAGCCCCAUGAACGAGAUCGUCUACACCAUACAAAUACUGUCCUCCUUCAUGGUCAACUUCGUCACUGUCGGAGCUUGCGGAUUGGCCGCAGUCCUUGCUACGCACGCCUGCGGCCAACUGAGCGUCGUCAGGUCGCAACUGGAGAGCCUGGUGGAGCAGGACCAUGGGACCACCGCGCACAAGAAGCUGGCGGCCAUCGUGGAACGGCAUAGUCGAGCGUUGAAUUUUGUGUCGUAUAUAGAGAACAUUAUGCAUCUUAUAUGUCUCGUUGAGUUAACGGGGUGCACGUUGAACAUGUGUAUGCUUGAAUACUAUAUGCUCACGGAAAACUCGAAACAAACCUUAGCUACGUACACCAUUGUUUACGCGUCUAUGGUUUGUAACAUUUUCAUCUUUUGUUACAUUGGCGAGAAGCUGACGGAACAGUGCAGACAGGUGGGAGAGAAGGCAUAUAUGACAGACUGGUAUCGUUUACCUUACAAAACUGCCAACGGAUUAGUUUUGGUGAUCCUAAGGUCCGGAUUGGUAACCAGACUCACCGCCGGAAAGUUGUUGCCGAUGACAAUUACAACGUUCGGCGACGUGUACAAAACGUCUUUCGUGUACUUCAAUAUGCUUCGCACAGUUGCAAUAUAA